GUACACGAAGUCUCACAUUUCGCGGAAAAUUACGUGCUACGGACAUACACAAAAAGAGACGCCCUCCAAUUAUUACAAGAAGAGUUCGAGUUCGUUGGUAAACUGUUUCACUGUCUGAUUCUCUCUCUCUCUCUGCUGCAGUUUUUCAGUAGCCAGACACGUUCUGAAUUCUUGUUAAGCUCCACAUAAGAAGAGGGAAACCAUGUCGAUGCAAAAGAGAGCUCUGCCUUCCUCUUCUUCAGGUCAACCAAGUCAACCCAAGAGGCCGUGCUUCCCUCCAACCGAUCAAGCAUGGAACGGGUCCGAGACAAAUAUCAUGCCGUGUCGCUGUUUGACAAAGGAGGAUGUGCGGAGUGUGGUCAGGGAAGAGCUGGAGCGAGCUAAAUCUCACUCGGCAGAAUGUCAAUGUUGCUCUGGUUAUGCUCUUGAAGAAAAAGUGCAACGGAUGCUCUCAACAAUAAUAGAGCAUGCUGUUCAGAAACUGCAGAACCAACCAUUGGAGCUAGCAAACAUUCACUCAUCCCACCUUGCAAGGGUUAAUACUAAAUCCACAGCAAAGAAUGAUGCGAGAAAGUUGCGGCUUCAGCUUCGAACCAAACUGUCACUUCCUCUAUUUACUGGAAUGAAACUAGAAGGAGAUGGGAGAGCUCACAUUUACGUUACCUUGAUUGAUGUGAGUACAGGGGAUGUCGUUACAACAGGCCCGGAAUCCUCUAUUAAGUUGGACGUCGUCGUGCUUGAAGGUGACUUCAACAAAGACGAUGAGGAUAACUGGACCCAAGAAGAGUUUGAGAACCACAUAGUUAAACAACGUGAAGGAAAGAGGCCACUUUUGACUGGAGAUCUCCUAGUGACGCUCAAGGAAGGCAUUGGGGAGCUGGGAGAACUCAUGUUUACCGACAAUUCCAGCUGGAAUAGGAGUAAAUCUUUCAGGAUAGGGCUUAAGGUGGCCUCGGGUUACUGUGGGAACACACGAAUCCGAGAAGCAAAAACAGAUGCCUUCCCUGUCAAGGAACAUAGAGGAGAAUCAUACAAGAAACAUUAUCCACCUGCAUCUGACGAUGAGAUCUGGAGGUUGAAGAAGAUUGCCAAAGAUGGGAAAUUUCACCAAAAACUAAGUGAAGCCGGAAUAAAGAAAGUGGAGGACUUUCUGCUGCAACUGUAUACGAACUCUAAGAAACUGAGAGAGAUUCUUGGAAAGAGCAUCAUACCGAAGAACUGGGAUAUCCUUGUAGAUCAUGCAAGGACUUGCAAAAUAGAUCGGAAACUUUAUUUGUACUAUUCUGAUGGCAUGAGGAAGCAUGGUGCUGUAUUCAACACUGAUUGUCAACUGAUUGGUCUAAUCAAAGACGGGGUAUAUUUGGCUACUGAUUGGCUUUCUGUCCAAGACAAGGAACGUGGAGAUACAAUCGUGAAAAUGGCCUUGGAUAACUUGACUGAUGUCAGUGAGUUCAAUGGUGAGACCUUUUCUGGUUCAAUGCAGAAGGAAAGCUCAAGCUAUAUUCCAUCUCAAGUCUUGGUAGGACAAUUUGAAAAUCCCACCCCAGUUCAACGUUAUUUGGCUCCACCAAUCUUGCCAGCUCCAGUUGGUCCAGAAGCUCCUCUGACAAAUGCAGGCUUCACUGCUGAAGGACUCAAUGGUGCAACGGCUUCAACAUUGCCAGUUCAGUCACAAAAUACCAAUUCUGGAAACUCCAUGGAGAUUUCAGUUGAUGAAAAUUUUCGUCUAGCUGCACAUCGGCCCAUGUCUGCGGACCGCUUGAAUGUACUGAUUCCCCUGGGAGAUCAUGGUAGUACUACUGCCGGAUCGCCAACACGGUCCCAUGGUAUCAAUUUUCAGAAUGCCAGGUGUAGCCAAACGAACGAUUCUUCGAGCCAAAUGGACUAUUCAGGAUAUGACGAUGUUCUUCCUGAAGGCGAUCACGUGAUGGAAGAUUUCCAAUCAAUUGAUUCAGGCAUGGUGGAGGAAUGGUUGGCUGAUAGCCCAUCAUAUAAUGACAGGUCCUCUAAGACCCCAUCAACUAGCGGUACCAGCAGAGGUGUUAUUGGCUGGCUCAAGAUAAAGGCAGUGUUGCAGUGGGGGUUCAUCAGGAAGAGAGGUGUCAGACUUGUGGAGUUAGACGAACCACCGAUGGCAGUCCGGGCUUGUUCAUAGUUCUUACUCGCUUUGGGGAAGAUGAUUCUCCAUUUGUUCCUGAUAGAAGUGAUGGCAAUUUCUUUGUUAAAUGAUGGUAAUAUUUCAUUGAUGAUAUUCUUCACCUGUAUGAAGAACAACUUUGUCAAACGCCUUCUUAAGCGACUAAUUUUUUCAUCAGAAAGCGUCUCUCCACUACAGUUCUUU
This is a messenger RNA of Syzygium oleosum, 2341 nucleotides long. RefSeq names its product calmodulin-binding protein 60 D-like. The record is from RefSeq and is a predicted model, not a curated record. The transcript has 10 exons. Gene Ontology annotation, cellular component: nucleus. Gene Ontology annotation, molecular function: calmodulin binding; sequence-specific DNA binding; DNA-binding transcription factor activity. NCBI's taxonomy places the organism in Eukaryota, Viridiplantae, Streptophyta, Magnoliopsida, Myrtales, Myrtaceae. Bases 203 to 2155 code for a protein of 650 amino acids. Gene Ontology annotation, biological process: regulation of salicylic acid biosynthetic process.